AUGGAAAAUACAGAGUUAUUAAUAUCGAAACAACGAGAAUUAGAAGCGUUAAAGAAGAUAACGACGUUGACAGAUAACAUGAAAAUACAAUUGGAUGAACUCUCGAUACAGGUAUCCAAGUUAGAGCACAAUGCCUCGGUAGUGGGUGAUGUAACUUCUAUUUGGGAUUCUGUGCUUAAAUCUAUAUCACAAGCAAGUUUAGGACUUUUACAAUACUCAGAGAACGAUUAUGAAGUUGGUGUAUGGAAUAAUAAUAAUGAAUCUCGAGACGAUAUCUAUAAUGAAGAUAAGAAGACAGGUAUACCCUUGCCAGAGACAUUGGUUAGAAUAAGGGCAACAACAGAAGAUGAGGAUCUUACGCAGAAUGAGCCUAAUGAAGGAUCGGAAGCAAAGGCAGAAGCAGAAGCAGAAGCACAUCGUUCAAGUGAGGAUAGUCUAGAGAAAUAA
Messenger RNA from Naumovozyma dairenensis CBS 421, 447 nucleotides. It is a transcript of the gene DAD2, whose product is annotated as Dad2p. Gene Ontology annotation, cellular component: mitotic spindle; mitotic spindle pole body; mitotic spindle midzone. The record is from RefSeq and is a predicted model, not a curated record. The transcript has a single exon. Bases 1 to 447 code for a protein of 148 amino acids. Gene Ontology annotation, biological process: attachment of spindle microtubules to kinetochore; mitotic cell cycle. Lineage: Eukaryota; Fungi; Ascomycota; Saccharomycetes; Saccharomycetales; Saccharomycetaceae.